CGAGUCUCGUGAAACACAAUAACCAACCAACCUGUGUGUGAUGUGAUGGUGCGUUGAACACAGAUCUACAACAGGCCAUCCUUCAACCAGCAUACAUCGGUGAGAGGGGAGAUGAGAAUACCGAAGAACAUCAUCUCACCGCGCGCUUCGACCUACCUGAGUUGUGUGUGUUCUGAUGGUGUGUUGAACAGAUCUCGGCGCGUGAAGAAGCGUUGAUUUUUGUAUCCAAUGUCUGCGGCCUUCACGAGAUCUGCCAAGCUGGUGUUUCUGGGCGCCCCGGGUGCUGGCAAGGGGACGUAUGCGACGCGGCUGUGCAAGGCGUGGUCCAUCCCUCACAUAUCCACGGGCGACAUCAUUCGCGCUGAGAUCAAGGCGGGAUCGGACCUCGGCCGCCAGUUCCAGAGCUACUCCAACACAGGCGCUCUUGUGCCCGAUGAGCUCGUUGUGGCCAUUGCAAAGUACGCGUAACACAUGUAUCUGCUUGCAUCAGUGACAUACUGAUGGUUGAUGGACUGUUGGUCUGUCUGUCUGUAUAUUUGUGCAUGGCAUUCAGGAAGCGAUUGAGUGCGUCAGAUGCGCAAAGGGGAUAUCUGCUGGACGGCUUUCCCCGCACUGUGCCCCAGGCCGAGCAGCUUCAUCAGUUCGCGCCCCCCACAAUGUGCGUCAACAUCGCCCUGCCUGACCGAUUCCUCAUCAUGAAACUCGCCGGCAGAAGGGUAGGUAUGUCAGUCCGUGUGCAGAAGUCACAGACAGAUAGAUACAUCCAUCCACUGGACUGGUAGAUGUGACUGACACACGACGACCUCGCGUCGCUUGCUUGAUUCUGUGCGUGUGCAUUCGAUCGAGCAGGUGUGCUCUCAGUGCGGGGCGAAUUACAACAUAGCCGACAUUCGCGAAGGCGAGUACGACAUGCCCCCACUGCUCCCCAAACCGGACGACUGUGACAAAGUCAGUCAUUCGGUUGGGGGACAGCGGGAAGAGAAUCUGACUGUGUAUGUGAAUGUAUGUCUCUGUGUGUGUGUGUGUCACUCGCUCACUUCCUCAUUAAACAGUGUCUGGGCAAGCCUGAUUUGGUGCAGCGUGACGACGACAAAGAGGAAGUGGUCAAGGAGAGACUGGACGUCUACAAGAGGGAAACUGCGCCUCUCAUCGACUUCUAUGACAAACAAGUGGGUGACCCCCCAUCCACGAAUGGCUGUUCUGUUACGCUCCCUGUCGCUCUCUCUGGACGGGUGUCUGUUUGUCUCGUUCUCCUUCAUUGCAGAGAUUGCUGCUCAACUUUGACGUAUACAAGGGCGUAAAGGACCUUCCCAAGCUGCAAGAGCUGAUCGAGAAGGAACUCGGCAGAUUGAUGUGAAUAGUGAGUGAAACAGGUAGACGCGUUUGUGUUCGUGUGUACGUAGGAAGGCUUGGAUUUGUCUGGUCGUUGUGUGUUCACUUGUGUGGUGCGGCGGGACAGACGUACGAAGACUGUGUGCAUCAAGUGUGUGUAUGUGCACACACUUGUGGCCAUGUAUACGUAUUCUUCGCCUCAUCCAUGUAUGGACGGUGGAAGACGAACCGAGUCAGUGGCGGCACCAACCAGCCGGUGUGCCCUCUGUGAAGUGAAUUGAUGCAUCGAUCAA
Molecule: messenger RNA, 1625 nt
Organism: Vitrella brassicaformis
Lineage: Eukaryota; Vitrellaceae
Source: the annotation of a GenBank genome assembly